Messenger RNA from Colius striatus (speckled mousebird), 1816 nucleotides. RefSeq names its product coronin 1C (gene CORO1C). Gene Ontology annotation, biological process: actin filament organization; neural crest cell migration. NCBI's taxonomy places the organism in Eukaryota, Metazoa, Chordata, Aves, Coliiformes, Coliidae. The record is from RefSeq and is a predicted model, not a curated record. The transcript has 11 exons. Bases 242 to 1663 code for a protein of 473 amino acids. Gene Ontology annotation, molecular function: actin filament binding.
GCCCUACGACGCUGCAGCCAAGCCCACCAAGGAGCAGUGGGCAGCUGCAGGCACGGAGCAGCUGACUGGAGGCAGGACUGCUGGAGGAGGGGGCUUGGAGGAGCCCGAGCGGAAGGGGAGGAAGGAGCAGGACGACGAGAACGUGCUUAAAGUCGCCGAUGCCAAGAAAACCUUCGAAAAGGCCAAAGCAGCGGAGGGGAAGGCGGCACAGCCGGCGCCCAGCACCCCCAGGAAAGACACCAUGAGGCGAGUGGUACGACAGAGCAAGUUCCGGCACGUGUUCGGGCAGGCGGUGAAGAACGACCAGUGCUACGACGACAUCCGCGUGUCGCGCGUCACCUGGGACAGCUCCUUCUGCGCCGUCAACCCGCGCUUCGUGGCCAUCAUCGUGGAUGCCAGCGGCGGCGGCGCCUUCCUCGUGCUGCCUUUGCACAAGACAGGCAGAAUUGACAAGUCCUACCCAACAGUGUGUGGCCACACAGGACCGGUGCUGGACAUCGACUGGUGUCCUCACAACGACCAGGUGAUCGCCAGUGGCUCUGAGGACUGCACUGUCAUGGUGUGGCAGAUCCCCGAGAACGGGCUCACCCUGUCGCUGACAGAGCCUGUGGUAGUGUUAGAAGGCCAUUCCAAGAGGGUCGGCAUCGUGGCUUGGCACCCGACGGCACGCAACGUGCUGCUCAGCGCAGGUUGUGAUAAUGCAAUCAUCAUCUGGAACGUGGGAACAGGUGAAGCUCUCAUCAACUUGGACGACAUGCACGUGGACAUGAUCUACAACGUGAGCUGGAACCGCAACGGCAGCCUCAUCUGUACAGCUUCCAAAGACAAGAAAGUCCGAGUCAUUGACCCCAGGAAACAAGAGAUUGUUGCUGAGAAGGAGAAAACCCACGAGGGAGCCAGGCCCAUGAGGGCCAUUUUCCUCGCCGAUGGGAACAUCUUCACGACCGGCUUCAGCCGCAUGAGCGAGCGGCAGCUGGCCCUUUGGAAUCCAAAAAACAUGGAGGAGCCAAUAGCCCUUCAUGAGAUGGACACCAGCAACGGCGUCCUGCUGCCUUUCUACGAUCCAGACACCAACAUUAUCUACUUGUGUGGCAAGGGUGACAGCAGCAUUCGCUACUUUGAGAUCACAGAUGAAUCCCCCUACGUUCACUACCUCAACACCUUCAGCAGCAAGGAGCCGCAGAGGGGAAUGGGGUUCAUGCCAAAGAGGGGCCUCGACGUCAACAAGUGUGAGAUUGCCAGGUUCUUCAAGCUUCACGAGAGGAAAUGUGAGCCCAUCAUCAUGACAGUUCCUCGAAAGUCGGACCUCUUCCAGGACGACCUGUACCCAGACACAGCUGGCCCAGAAGCAGCUCUGGAAGCAGAGGAGUGGUUUGAGGGGAAGAAUGCUGACCCCCUGCUCAUCUCCUUGAAGCAUGGGUACAUUCCAGGCAAGAACAGGGAUCUCAAGGUGGUCAAGAAGAACAUACUGGACAACAAGCCUGCUGCAAACAAGAAAAGUGAUCUCAUCAAUGCUCCAAAGAAAGCAGCUGAUGCCUCAAACCCUCAAAACGAAGCCAAACUGGAUGAGAUUCUGCGGGAGCUGAAGUGCAUCAAGGACACGAUGAGCAGCCAGGCCGAGCGCAUCUCCAAGCUGGAGGAGCAGCUGGCGAAGAUGGACUGAGCGUGGCGAGCGGCGCUGGCCCCGCCGCCACAGGCACAUUCCAGUUCCCCAGCUUGGCCAGCGGCAGCCUGCAGCCUCCCAGUUCGAGCUUUCCUCUUCUCCCAAAUCCACCUCAACGAGAGCUGAUGAUUAAAAGCCAAGCUUUUUUUUUUU